UUUUUCAUUUUAUGACACAAUCACCUCACCAUCUAUAUAAAAACCUUCAUUCGUAUCAAUCUCUUACUCAUCCACAAUAAUCAAAAUCAAAAUGGCAGCUUACACAACUUUCAAGCUCUUUCUUCUCACAGCUGUUCUAACCUUGACUAUGCCAUUCUUAGCCACAAGUGCUCGACCUUUGAAUCCUAACCUAAUUCGGUCGAACCCGAACCUCGCAGCCAGGUUGAAUUUGGGUGAAGAAUCUUCCAACUGUUGGGACUCUUUGUUUCAACUCCAGGCAUGUUCUGGUGAGGUUGUCAUGUUUUUUCUAAAUGGUGAGACUUACUUGGGUCACAGCUGCUGUGAAGCCAUUCGGACCAUUGAGCAUCAGUGUUGGCCUGCCUUACUUGGCACGCUAGGGUUUACCGCGGAAGAGACUGAUGUACUCAAGGGUUACUGUGAUGAAGCCGAUCAUGUCAAAUCCCCGCCGGCAAAUCCACCAUCACCACCUUCAAUUCAUGAUCCUAUAAAUGUAAAAGUUGUUCCUAAUUUGGAGAAGUUGGUCCCUUGAAGAAUUUGAGAUCUUCAAUCAAUAAGAAUAACGCAUGGGGUCUCUAGCCAUGCUAGUUACUUAA
Prunus persica (peach) is the source of this 614-nucleotide messenger RNA. Its product is annotated as egg cell-secreted protein 1.1. Gene Ontology annotation, biological process: double fertilization forming a zygote and endosperm. The transcript has a single exon. Lineage: Eukaryota; Viridiplantae; Streptophyta; Magnoliopsida; Rosales; Rosaceae. The record is from RefSeq and is a predicted model, not a curated record. The coding region runs from base 92 to 550 and encodes 152 amino acids.